GUGUGGAGAUGAAGCCGGCGGCUGUGGCUUUGCUUGAGGAGCGGGCGCGAGCGGCAGGGCUGACGAAUGUCACCGCCCGGCGAUGUAUGAUUGAGGAGUUCGCGGAACAGACCUUCGACGUGGCGCUGGCGCUGCAUGCGUGCGGUAACGCCACGGACGCCGCCAUGCAGCUGGCCGUGCGGCGCCGGGCGGCCUUCGUGGCAAGCUCAAGUUCUCGAUGGCUGGGGGCAGCUCUUUCAGCGCCCACGUGCACAGCUACACCCCCCGGCUGCCGGGGGAGAGGCGGACCGGGGGAAGCCGACUGCAGGUGCUGGCAGCAGGACCAGCAGCGACAGCAGCAGCAGCAGCAGCUGCUGCGGAGCGAGGUGGCGGUGUUGCUGAGGCAAGCGCGGCUUUGUGUGCUGAUGGCCAAGAUAUGCGGGGGGGAGAUGGCGGUCAACUUGGUGAUGAAGGCGGAGAUGGUGGCCGUGGGGGUGGGACGGAUGCAACCAGCGGUAGUGCAGGGCAGCGACGCGGCGGCGGCGGCGGCGGCGUCUUGCUGGGUGAGAUUCGGCACCCACGGUCUGGGUGGAUGCGGGAGCAUCUGCCGGAUCCAGAGACGCACUUUCGGAUCAUGGCCAAGCAAUGUGGUUAGGGCAGGCCGCCACAACUGGGCGUAUCGCGUAUCUACUCCAGAGCCCGCCAACGCCUCUGCCGACAAACCCGAUGUGCUGCUACUGCACGGCCUGGCCUCCAGCUCGUACAGCUACAGGAACACUCUGGGACUGCUAGGGGCUGACGGCUACCGCGCUUUUGCACCCGACUGGCUGGGGGCGGGUGACAGUGACAAGCCGGAUCCCGGCGCAUUUGGUUAUUCGGAGCAAGACUACAUCACGGGCCUCCGGGCUUUUGUGGACGCAGUGGGAAUUCGCAAGCCCUUUGCGCUGGUCGUACAGGGUUUCGUACUGGGGCAGUACGGCCUGUUGUACGCUCUCGAGCAUCCGGAUCAGAUCUCCCGCCUGCUCAUCCUCAACACGCCGCUGGCCCUGAAUGCCAAGUUGCGGCCCGAGCUGGCGCCGUACAAGUCACCGCUGCCUUUCAUGCGACCAGGCAAUAAAACGUUCGACUUUAUGACGUACAACAUGAGUGGUUCGCCGUACGCCAUGGCUGAGAAGGACGCCCUUACGUACGGCAGGCCGAGCAAGGACCCCGCCGCCACGGUGGCUGUUUCCAAAACCAUGGACCAGCUGGACUUCCCCAAGCUGCUCCGCAAGGUGGAUGAGGGGUACCUCAGCUGGCGCAAGCCCUCUCUGUGCCUGUUCGGCCCCUCGGACCCCUUUGUGGACGUGAGCACCGUGUUCGAGUUCCUGGAGUCCAAGCGCACCAGCAUGAAGUGCCUCACGCUGGCGGCCAAGCUGGGACACAUGCCGCAGGAGGACUACCCCGAGGCCCUCCACGAACCCAUGGUCAAGUGGCUGAAGGGGGACACGGAUGCCGACAUCAAACAGGGAGCGCUCAAAAUGACCAAGUACGGCAUUAUAGAGAGCAAGAGCUGACGGAACACGGGGAGGACAGCCCGUACAGCGCCGUACGGACUUGCUGAUCGUGCACGCACGCGCGUGUGUCUACCCACGCUGCUGCUGCUGCUGGUGAAGAUAGACGGACAGGUUGUUGCCCAGGUUGGGGGAGAGGGAGGCAGGGGGCAGGUGGAGGCAGCGGAUCGCGGGUACGCGGGGUUCGGUGACAAGCAUAGUACGGCACACAUGACGUCUACAAAUACGCGCUAAGGCAUUCGUGUGUGUAUGUGUGUAUGUAUUGUUUAUGUAUUGUGAGACCUGCGGGUGGUGCAGCCGGUGGCGUCAGUAGCGGGUUACCCGUGGAGUGGAGUGGAGCUGGGGUUUAGGGUGUCAGGUACACCCCCCCGGAUACAGCAGCGGACACACAGGCCUCUCUGACGGGGUACGCUGUAGCAGUAGCUAAGUAUGACAGGUGUAGCUUCAUAUGACCUAAUGUACGGCGACUGCCGAUAGGGGGAGCGACCCAGGGUUUGCAGUAACCGUACAGAUUGCCAGCCUUAAUGAGGGGGAGGCGGCGGCCUGCCUUGGCUGGCAAUGGUCACACCGCUUGCUGGUUCUUGAUUUUCCUUAUGUACUUGCGACACCGGAAGCGAGGAGCCCUUCGUGCCGCCGCCGGUUGCUAGGUUUCACUUUGCUGAUAGACCGGCGACAUGUGUGUGAACCGGCGGCCAUGUUCCUCCCCUGCACUGAACUCGGCCGCCGGUUCAUGAGCCUCUCCGCCGUACGUGUGAAGAGUGUCGAGGUACGCGUUAAGACGGGUCGUCCGCGAUGGCUUGCUGCUAAGGGGGAGUUGGCUUCCUGUGGCUUUAGUCACUCAAGUACUCCCGAGCGGGGUAGGGUCUGCUGCUAUUUCUGCAGGGCUUCAAAUUUAUUUCCAAAACUAGGGUAGUCAGGUUCUUCAAAGCCAAAAGGGGCUCGGCCCCGGUGCAGCCAGUCACCCGCCAGUAUUCCACAGGGCGCCUGUACGGCACUGAGCUGCAAGUGGAGGAACGGUGUCGUGUUUGGACUAUACAUACGCUCAGAGUUAUGGAUAGCUGCGAGGGCCGGGUGCGGCGUUUGGAGCGAUGCAUGAAUUUGGUGUAUAUACACUUGCUGCUAAGGCGCCAAUGCAAAUCCAUCGACACAGUGCACUGCGCGCCGCCCCCAUGUCAUCAAGAACGGCUGCUGAGCAUGUCCAUAGCCUCCUGGUAGUGCGCGAACCCAGCUCAUUGCCAGUCGAGUUGGAGAACAGGACCUCCGGAUGCGCAGGAGGGACAUGUAUGAGAUGUGCGUGAGGCGGAGCAGAAGGCAAGGAGGGAAGUGCUGGAGCAGUUGGCAUGGGUGGGCUGGAGUUGCGGAGUGUGUCGGAGCUGAGCCAUAAACAGCUAUCCCACGGAAGCGAGUGAGAAAACCGCU
Volvox carteri f. nagariensis is the source of this 2951-nucleotide messenger RNA. RefSeq lists its product as uncharacterized. Gene Ontology annotation, molecular function: catalytic activity. The record is from RefSeq and is a predicted model, not a curated record. The transcript has 8 exons. Bases 9 to 1535 code for a protein of 508 amino acids. NCBI's taxonomy places the organism in Eukaryota, Viridiplantae, Chlorophyta, Chlorophyceae, Chlamydomonadales, Volvocaceae.